Messenger RNA from Lasiosphaeria miniovina, 420 nucleotides. RefSeq lists its product as uncharacterized. Bases 1 to 420 code for a protein of 139 amino acids. The record is from RefSeq and is a predicted model, not a curated record. Lineage: Eukaryota; Fungi; Ascomycota; Sordariomycetes; Sordariales; Lasiosphaeriaceae. The transcript has a single exon.
AUGUCGCCAUCCAACAAGCCACUCCGCCAGCUGGCCGCCGAGAAGCUGCACGGCAAGGGCGCGAACCCGAGCCAGCUGGGCGACCCCAUCAGCAUGAAAGCCGAGACGAGCGACUUAACGUCGCUGGCGGAGACGGGCGGCGCCGGUGACGACGCGGGGUUCCCGGAGACGGUGCGGACGCCGCCGUCGUCGUCGGGCGGGUCGCACGAAGAGAAGAAGCUUCGCGGGGGCCACCACGUGCGCGGCAUGAUGACGGAGGAGAUCCGCGAGGGCCGGGCCCUGCCGCCGAGCAAGAGCCUCGAGGGCGACGCGACGAGCCUCAAGGCCGAGAAGACCGCCGGCGCGGACCCCGCCGACCACGACAAUGGGCCUAGGGCUAGCCGGGGGAGCGGAGGCAAGGCUAGGGGUUCCAAGAUCUGA